AUGUUCCUCCCCACCCUCGCAAUCACCUCCCUCAUAGUCCUUCUCGCCUCUUUCACCAGCGCCGUGAAGCCACCGCCCGCCGCGCAACAACUCAAGGACCUGAUCGCCGCCGGAAACUACAGCGACCCCGCCACGCUCCACAAAAUCUUCAAUGCCCUCCCGCCCGCCGAGAUGCGCACCGUCUGGGGCACCUACAAGGGCCUGGACCUGACUCCGAACCCCGCCUUCCCCGACACGAUCGGAUGGUGGGGAAAGCGCUUCCUCAACGAAUCCUUCGUGGACCCGCUUCUCGGCACACGCAACACCACGUCCGGUCCCGUCGUAUACACGUACCCACGGGCGAACAUAGCACAGAUGCGGGAGAUCACUUUCCGGGGGAAGAGCGCGGCAGCGAUCGUUUACGAUAAAACGCCGAUCAUGGACUAUUUCCGGCGUGUGGAUGGGAAGACCCUGUUGGGCUUGGGCGAUGAGAAGGGGAAGCCGUUGGGACCGUUCUUUUUGUUGACGAAGACGGUGGGGCAGGUGGUUGUGGAAAUCUAG
Molecule: messenger RNA, 540 nt
Organism: Tricharina praecox
Lineage: Eukaryota; Fungi; Ascomycota; Pezizomycetes; Pezizales; Pyronemataceae
Exons: 2
Coding region: 1-540 (179 amino acids)
Source: RefSeq, a predicted model, not a curated record